Messenger RNA from Hermetia illucens (black soldier fly), 901 nucleotides. RefSeq lists its product as uncharacterized. The transcript has 4 exons. The coding region runs from base 168 to 842 and encodes 224 amino acids. The record is from RefSeq and is a predicted model, not a curated record. NCBI's taxonomy places the organism in Eukaryota, Metazoa, Arthropoda, Insecta, Diptera, Stratiomyidae.
AUCUACACACAGUUGUCAAAUUUCCGUGCGAAAACAAUGCACCUACACAUUAUUUUCGCGCGAAAAUAUGACAGAUAGGCAGAUUAUAAACUGACUGACCAACAGUCUAUAAAAUUCUAUUGUGUUUGGCUAUUGUAAGUGGACGGACCUAAUUUAUAGAAUUUAAAAUGAAAAAGUUGAGUGUAGAUGAAAAGAAAAAAUUUAUUAAAAUUUUAAAAGAAAAUAGUGUUGUGUGGGAUUUGUCCGAAGCAGGGCAUCGAAAAAGUACGGCAUUGGCUGCCGCUUGGGAGAAGAUUUCCAAAGAAAUGAAAAGACCAGUUGCGGAAUGCAAGACCAUUUAUAGAUCUUUUAAAGAUUUAGCACGUUAUAGGGGAAGGAAAAAACAGUGCCAAAAAUCCGGCAGUGAGCUAAAUCUAGAUGAAAGUGAAUCUCCCGAAACUUCGAUUGGCAAUGAAGAAGAUUGUGCAGAAUUUUCAGUUUGUUUGGAUUUUUUGCAGCCGAAUUCGUCCAAAAAAAGGACUCUUUCAACAAGCACAAUAGCCACCGAGGAGGAUGUUUCGAGCCCUGCAUCAGAUGGUUCGCAGUACAAUUUCAAUGCACAGUGUUCUUCAUCAUCGCAGACAUUAAAACCUGCUACCGACUUGACGAAAGUUAUUUCCGAUAUGAUAGCAAUUAAAAAAUCAAAACUCGACGAGCCGAAAUUGAAAUAUAUCUCGAUGCAUGCCAACCUCGACCGACUAUACUGCCAAUUGCCCGCCGACGAAGUCGAAAAAUUAAAUCACGAGUUUUUUAAUAAAACUUUUGAAAGGGUUAUGGCCCAUAAAAACAACGGAAAUUUAUAGAAUCAACUAGAAUAUGUGUUACAUGAUAAAUAAAUAAAUUUGUGUUUGAAAAAAUGUAA